Fusarium odoratissimum NRRL 54006 is the source of this 1517-nucleotide messenger RNA. RefSeq lists its product as uncharacterized. The transcript is spliced from 4 exons. Lineage: Eukaryota; Fungi; Ascomycota; Sordariomycetes; Hypocreales; Nectriaceae. The record is from RefSeq and is a predicted model, not a curated record. The coding region runs from base 21 to 1517 and encodes 498 amino acids.
AUCUCUCACCACGCCUCAAAAUGGCCAUCUAUGCCGUCUCGGCUCGAUUUGCAAGCCCGGACGUCCUCGGAGGCCCGGCGUCGUCCAAGCCAUUUGCUCAGUUUGCCAUGAACCUCAAUAAAGGCUCUGAUCUCACCAUGGAUGAACUCAAGGCAUCUCUCCUGCUCUAUAUUUACGAAAUGUCCGAGACUAUGAGAUGGGAUACAGUGGCGGAAAUCGCGAGGAUCACCCGCAUGGCAGAACUCUACUAUGCUCUUCACUUCGAUAGCAGAUCCGGCGAGCCGAGUAAGGCCAGUACCUUUGACGACGGGAUGAACUUGCGGAGCCAAGAAAGGGACAUCAGCUCAGGUCGUGCUGCUGAGGAAUGGAACAGCGUAUGGUGGUGCAUCUACUCGCUUGACACGAGCUGCAGUGCUGUUGCAUCAUUCUCCAAUCCCAUUACCGACAACCUACAAGCAAAGAUGGCACUGCCGGCAACAUCGGUUUCCGAGUUCACGAAUCAAUCGCUCCGUGACCAAGAAUCGUCUGAAGAUGGGUCACAGUUUAUCAUUCCUUCAGCCGGUGCGAAGCACUGGGAGGCCGUGAGCAUGAUAUUCUCCAAGGCUUCGUGUCGCAAUCGGAACCUAUAUUUCGGUGCAUGUUCACUGAUGCGAGCAGUUACCGACCUCCGAUCUCUCAUGAUACGGAGCCGUGGCCGUGAUAUAGAGAAGCGGCUAUACGAGCUUGAGAGCGACUGCACGGCAACGUCUUUUGCACUCCCUCCGUGGUUUUUCAAUGCAACCCGUAACUUGGGCGUUGUCGAGACAGACGAGGAACAUCAGCGUCGGCUAGAUGUGCUUCUUGUUUGGUCAGGGGCAAACGUGUUGCUGUCCAUUUGUGCAACAAAGAUCAGCACCCAGAGUGCUUGCUCGGAGCUCCAAGUCCUAUGGUUCACAAUCCUAUCCAAGGCGAACGAGACGGUCCGGAUAAUUCAGAACUGGAAGCCUGGCUAUUUCAAAGCCAUAGAUCCCAUGUGCUCGUACCUGAUACUGCUCUCCGCAUCCGUCCUCGCUUUCGACGGCGAGCUCGGCGCUACAAACACGUCGACGCCAUCUCAGUCGAAGUCCAGUGAACACCUCGACCUUCUCCAGUUGUUCUUGGAUCAGAUGGGAAUCAACUGGCCAGUAGAUACAUUGAAGUUGUUGCGGGCUAAAUUAUCGAGGCAGAAGCCGGUACACGAAGACGCCCUCAAUUACCUCAUCCACCUCACCAGCCCCCUCAACGGAACCCUCAUGUGUCCUGACAAGAAUGGUGUCGAUAGGCAAUCGCCGCUCGCAGAGGACGCCUCGUCAUUCCGCUUCCCAGCCGGCAGUGCCUCGGCUGUCCCAGGGGACUCGACCACAAAUUCCAACGGAGAGUCGUCAGACAAUGUUGACUACCAACUUCAGAACUAUCAGUGGCUCGAUGAGUUUGAUCUUGCAAGCUUGGACGAUGUUACUGCGGGAAUGGAUCCGCAGAUAUGUUUAGAGCAGUUCUGA